Molecule: messenger RNA, 1149 nt
Organism: Hirsutella rhossiliensis
Lineage: Eukaryota; Fungi; Ascomycota; Sordariomycetes; Hypocreales; Ophiocordycipitaceae
Product: cytidine and deoxycytidylate deaminase zinc-binding domain-containing protein
Exons: 3
Coding region: 1-1149 (382 amino acids)
Molecular function (GO): hydrolase activity; zinc ion binding
Source: RefSeq, a predicted model, not a curated record
AUGCUCAUUGGAAUCUGCGGAGGCAUCUGCUCCGGCAAGAAGACAGUGGCUCAGUACCUCGUCGAGCACCACGGCUUCAAGCGGCUCCAUCUCACGGGACCCGGCCAGGGGUCGUCCCGCUCUACGUCGGAGCUCGGGAACCCGGGCCCUUCGUCUCCUUCGCCGCCUCCCGCCGCCUUGGCCGGCGCCCUGACUACCGGCAGCGAUGGCUUGCAGUCGGUCUCGGACUCAUCACUGCCCCUGCGCCCGCAGCAGGAGCUGUCUGGGGGCAGAAGCGGCAACGGCAGCAGUCUCUGCUUUGCGACGGCCGAGGCGCUGCUCGAGUUUGUUACGACGCGCUGGCAGGCCCGCUUCGUGACGACCGACAUCCCCACCGAGGCCGCUCUCGACGUCCUGCUGCGCCGCCCCUUUUUCCUGCUGCUGUCCGUCGACGCGCCGCUGACAGUCCGGUGGCGGCGCUUCCAGCUCCGCUGCGGUGACUCAUCGGCGGCCAUCAGCCUCGAGGACUUUGUCGCGCGCAGCGACGCCCACCUGUACGACCCAGACGGCGGCCUACAGCCGCUCAUCUCGCGCGCGUCAGUACGGCUCCUCAACACGUCGUCGUCGCUGGCCCACCUCUACGCCACGCUUGGUAAGCUCGACAUUCCCAACCCGGAUCGCCUGCGCCCGGGCUGGGACACGUACUUUAUGGCGCUGGCGUCGCUGGCCGCCCAGCGGUCCAACUGCAUGAAGCGGCGGGUUGGGUGCGUCCUUGUCGGCCGGGAGCGGCGCGUCAUCAGCACGGGCUACAACGGCACGCCGCGGGGCAUCCGCAACUGCACCGACGGCGGCUGUCCGCGCUGCAACGCCGGCCACGGCUCGGGAGUCGGGCUGGCCACCUGCCUCUGCAUCCACGCCGAGGAGAACGCGCUGCUCGAGGCCGGGCGCGAGCGCAUCAGGGACGGCGCCGUUCUGUACUGCGACACAUGCCCGUGCCUGACGUGCAGCAUCAAGAUUUGCCAGGUGGGCAUCAGCGAGGUCGUCUAUGCCCAUGGCUACAGCAUGGACAAGGAGACGGCCGCCGUCUUUAGCCAGGCGGGCGUCAAGCUGCGGCAGUUUGUGCCGCCGCCCAAUGGUCUGAUUCAUCUGGAAAAGAUGGAGCUAUAUUGA